This is a messenger RNA of Medicago truncatula (barrel medic), 6283 nucleotides long. RefSeq lists its product as uncharacterized. The record is from RefSeq and is a predicted model, not a curated record. The coding region runs from base 407 to 6019 and encodes 1870 amino acids. Gene Ontology annotation, molecular function: ADP binding. The transcript is spliced from 16 exons. Lineage: Eukaryota; Viridiplantae; Streptophyta; Magnoliopsida; Fabales; Fabaceae.
CAAAAAAGUAACAUACAACAACCCAUUUCUAAUAAACAAAAUAGACUAAACCAAGUCUAUGACCUCUUAAAGGAAACUACCUCACACCCAAACACAAAAGCACCAAAAACCAGCUCCCACGAGAUAAACUACCAAACCAAAAAGUUUUGCAACUUGAUAACCAAGCAUCCCGGCAAGCUCCUGAUGAUGAUUGAGGCCAAAACCUGACCAAACACAUCAGCAAAAAAUCUGCUAAAAACAGCAGAACCGCCCAUUAAAAGCAACCAAGAAGCAGGCACGAUGAGGCGAAGGCGCAGAUGAACGCAAAGAAGAAAGAUCAGCCACUCAUGCAAGAUACAUUAUGAUUCAACUUUUGCUGGUCGCUAGCUGAACAAAGUUAUCAAACAGUCAUAUAGCUACCUCCGAGAUGGAGUGUUUCCUGACAAACUUGGGGACGACACUUACGGAGAAAGUGCUAAACAAGGCAAUAGAAAAAUCACGCAAUAUAUUUUGCUUCACAUGCAUUGUUAAAGAAUUCAAUGAAGAAAAGGAUAAGUUGGAAGCAGGAAAGGAAACUAUGAGGGAAAAGUUUCAAGUGGCUACCAAUAAAGGAAAAGGUAUCAAAUAUGAUGCUCGAUUUUGGGAAGAACAGGCUAACAAGCUCAUUCAAGAGAACACCGAGCCAAACAAGAGAUGCUUUCUUGGAUUUUGUCCUGAUUUUAUAUGGAGAUAUAAAAGGGGAGAAGACUUGUUGACAAAGACAAAGGAAAUUAGAAAACUAAUGGAAGAGAAAUUUGAAAAUGUUGAACUUGAUCGUCAUCUUCCAGGUGUUGAGCGUUAUUCUUCUCAAUAUUACAUUUCUUUUGAAAGUAGAAAGUUGAAAUACGAAGAGCUUUUGGAUGCACUAAGAGAUGACAACAAUUAUAUUACUGGAUUGCAAGGAAUGGGGGGCACAGGAAAAACUACAUUGGCAAAAGAAGUGGGUAAACAACUUAAGACACCAGAGCAAUUCAAGCAUGUUAUCGAUACCAAAGUGUCAUUUACUCCUGAUAUAAAAAAGAUUCAAGAUGACAUUGCUGGACCCUUAGGAUUGGAAUUUAAGGGCAUCAGUGAAUCAGACCGAUCUAAAGAAUUGUGGAGCAGAUUAACCAAUGGUGAGAAAAUUCUGCUGAUAUUGGAUGAUGUGUGGGGAAAUCUCAAUUUUGAUGACAUAGGGAUUCCAAAGAGUGAUAAUCACAAAGGAUGCAAAGUACUUGUAACCACACGCAAUCUGAGGGUAUGCAACCAAAUGGUAUGUGAAAACAAAAUUCAACUAGAUCUCUUGAAUGAAGAAGAGGCAUGGAGUAUGUUCAAAUUGCAUGCUAAUCUAACUGAUAAUUCCUCCCAAAGUAUCCUCGAGAAGGGACGUAAAAUUGCAACUGAAUGCAAAAGACUACCAGUUGCAAUUGCUACUGUUGCUAGCAGUUUGAAGGGACAAAAACGCCGUGAAGAGUGGGACAUUUCAUUAAAGACCUUACAGAAGCUUGUGUCCGUGGGCGAUGUUGGUGAUGAUUUGGUUGAUAUUUAUAAAUGUUUGAAGUUUAGCUAUGACUUUCUGAAGGAUAAAAAAGCCGAGGGACUUUUCCUCUUAUGUUCUACAUUCCCAGAAAAUGCAGAAAUCUCAACAGAAGUUCUAACCAGGCUUGGCAUAGGAGUUGGCCUUUUUGGGGAUGAUUAUGGUAGUUACGAAGAUGCUCGAACUCAAGCAACUGCAUCAAAAAAUAAACUCUUAGAUUCAUGUUUAUUGUUGGAGGCAGAGGAAGGAUAUGUGAAAAUGCAUGACUUGGUUCGUGAAGUAGCUCAAUUGAUAGGAAAGAAUGAGAUUAAGAUAGUAAAUUUUUCCAACAAAAGUCAAAAGUCACUGGUUGAAAGCGAUAAGAAAAUCAAAUAUUUGAUAUGCGAAGGAAAUCUUAGGGAUUUAUUUGCAAAUAAGUUUGAUGUUUCUGAACUUGAGAUUCUAAUUGGCGACAUGCAUAUGAAGGGCUUUUUGCAAAUCCCCAUUUCAUUCUUUAAAAAUAUUCCAAGGCUUCGUGUUUUGAAUUUAUCAGGCCAUAGUUCUUAUCCUCAUCCUCUAUCAUUACCACAAUCAAUGGAGCUAUUGUCGAAUAUUCGUUCUCUAUCAUUUGCACAAGUUGAUUUGAGUGACAUUUCUGUUUUUGGAGGCCUGCAAAGUCUUGAGACUCUUGAAUUGACUCAUUGUGCAAUUGAUGAACUUCCUCAUGAAAUUGAAAAAUUGAAGAAUUUUAGAUUGUUGACGUUGGAAAAGUGUUAUAUUAGAAAUAAUAACCCAUUUGAAGUUAUCCAAAGAUGCACAUCACUUGAAGAAUUGUACUUCUUGAAUAGUUUCAAUGAUUCUUGUAAGGAAAUAACCUUACCAACAUUGCAAAGAUAUUGUCUCAGCGAUAACACCGAUUAUGCUUAUAAGAUGAAAGAUACAAUAUCAAGAGGUGUGUCUUUGACAUGGGAUUAUUUCUCAGAAGCAACAUUUAAGUAUUUGAUGGAAACAACAGAGCUUCUUCAUUUGGAAGGAAUCGACAAGGGAUGGAGAAAUCUCAUGCCUGGGAUUGUUUCUAUAGAUAAUGGUAUGAAUGAUCUAAUUAAACUUUAUUUGAGAAAUUGUCAUCAAGUACAGUGCCUGGUAGACACUAAACAUAUAAAUUCUCAAGUACCAAGUGUCUUCUCCAAUCUAAAAACCGUGACUUUAGAUUCAUGUUCUAUGUUGGUUUCUAUUUUUGAUAUGUCAACUUCUAGAGGCCUGCUGCUAUUGGAGACAUUGAAAAUAUUUCAUUGCAAGAAAUUGGAAAACAUAAUUACAACUGAUUGUGAUAAUGAUAAUAACAAUAGUUGCAACUCAAUGUUUCCAAAUUUGAAAUUUCUCUGUAUUUAUGACAGCCCCAAAUUACAAUUUGUACUUCCAUGUUACUCUGCUGGAGACUUUUUGUUACUAGAAUAUAUCGGUAUACAAAAAUGUGCUGAGCUGAAAUACAUAUUUGGCCAACACCAAGAUGCCCAACUCGCUUCACUAAAACAAUUGGAGCUUGAUGAUGUGCCAAAUUUCAUCGACAUAUUUCCAGAGCCUUCAUCCAUUAAAGGGUCAUCUAAUUCCAUUUCCAAGCCACAAACAAAAUUGGAACCAGUCAAAUCUAAUACAUUCUCUUGGAGUCAAAUAUGUUGUUACGGAAACAAAUCGAGAGGCAGCACAAGUACUAAAAUGUCAUUGGUUUCUAAGGAUCAACCGAAAGACUGCUCAAUCACCCUGGAAUCGAGCUCAUAUUUUCAUAACUUAUGGGAACGUGCUCAAUGUCUUUCAAAAUCACAUAUCAUGUGCAAUAUUAAAAAGAUGACACUGUAUAGACUUCCAAAGAUAAAAUCAGUGUUUGUAAUGUCUGUUGCAUCAAAAUUGUCAUUGGAGAGCUUGGAUAUUGUAAAUUGUGAUGAAUUGGAGCACAUAAUAGUAGACAUUGAAGAUGGCAGUGGUGGAAAUAAUUGGGGAAACAAUGUCUUCCCAAAAUUAAAAGAGCUCCUCGUCUUUUCUUGUGAGAAAUUGGAAUACAUAUUUGGGCACAUUGAUGCUACUGAUCAUCACCAAAACCACAAUAAUGAGGUGACCCACCUUCAUCUUCCAGCUUUGAAAUAUCUCAAGCUUCAUAGACUCCAAAGUUUAAUCGGCAUGUGUACCAAACACUAUUGCACAACGUUGCCACCUUUGACACUAGUUGAACUAGUAGCGUGCUCCAAGGUUGAUAUUACAUCUAUUGGUGAUUUCAUCGGUCCUAAUUAUUCCAAUAAGGAAUUGAGUGCGAACGUGGAGAAUUUGUGUCCCAAAGUAGAAAAUAUACGUUUUCUCAAAAACCUUAAGGUGAUAAAAAUUUUGGGAUGUGAAAAAUUGGAAAUUGUUUUCUCUACUUCUAUGAUAAUGUGUCUACCUCAGUUGCUUCAUAUAAGAAUUGAAGAAUGCAAAGAGUUGAAGCAUAUGAUUGAAGAUGAUUUGGAGAAUAAAAACUCCACACAUUCUAUGUCUACAACAAAGAUAUGCUUCCUAAAGUUAAGAACACUUGUUGUGCAAAGGUGCAACAAGUUGGAAAAUGUCUUUCCAAUCUCCAUAUGUAAAGAGCUUCCUGAGCUAGAUGCUCUAAUCAUAAGAGAAGCACAUGAGCUAGAGGAAAUAUUUGUAUGUGAAGAAGGUGAUCAGAAAGUCAAUCUUCCAAAUCUGAAAGUUGUAGCAUUUACCAACCUUCCAAGCCUCUACCAGACCCAAGGAAUUCAUUUUCAGGCUGUACAAAAUCGUUUUGUCCAAAAUUGUCAAGAACUCUCUCUGACUAACGCAAUAACAGAACACUUUAUAAAUGACACAAUUGAUUAUAUGUCAGAAUGGCAGAUAGAUGACGAUAUCAUGGAAUUGGCGAACCAUUUACAUGGAGAAAUUGAUACGUCCAUCAAACCUUCUCAUGGAAAUGACAAUUUGGAGGGUUCAACGCCAGAAAAACCUGUAGCGGAAUCUUUGUCUACCACUUCAGCAACAGAAAAUGAGCCUCCUAUACAAGUCAUUGAUCAUAAACAAAAGGGUGUCGAGAUAACUGUUGAAGAAGUAACUGCAUUAACUAAUUCCAAGACAUUAAAAUCCUCAACCCGUUCAAAAUCACUCGGUUCAUCUUCGCAGGAUCAAAGCAUUCAAGAGGGUUCUACGUCAGGAACAAAGAAUGACCAAGAUAUUCAAUUAGUUGAUCUUAAACAAAAGAGUGUCAGGUUAAGUAUUGAAGAUAUUGAUAAUGCAGCCUCUCAGGAAACAACUCAGACUAAUAACAAUCAAGUUUCUCUAAGCCCUAAUAUUAAGGAGCAGUUUCCUAUGGAUGAUGAAAUAAUUUCCAAAUCAAAACCCUCUCCCAGCAUCAUAUAUCCUAUUGCAUCUCAGUUUCCUUUAAUUCCUCCGAAAGAUUUUGAUUUGUAUUUGCAUAUGGAGAGUUUAUAUCGACAAUUUCAAGAAGUUUCUAAGGGUCACAGUAAUGGUAAUGAAAAUCAAAGUGCACAAAUCACUAAAGAAUUUGCAGCCUGGAUUGAAGCAGAAGCAGCAUCAUGGCACAAGUUGACUUCUUCACAGUUGGAGGUCUCUGCAUCAGAAAGAUUAGCAGGUGCAACUUUGUCCACCAUUUCAGAAAUAAUCGAUGAGCAAUUAGUUGCUCCAAAACAAAAGGGUAGCGAGAUAAGUUUUGAAGAAGGAACUACAUCAACUUGUGACAAAACAAUAACAUCAUCAACUCAUUUAGAAGUUUGUGAUGGAAAAAUAAGCAUACCCUCUUCUUCAGUUGUCAAUAUGCCUGCCACCAAAGACGUUGAUAUUGGAGACUCCCAGGAAACUAUUGCAAUGGAAGACAUCAACAAGCUGAUCGAGGAAGACCCACUUUUUGCACUUGAGAAGCUUCUUACUGGAGUGCAAAGUUAUUCCAUUAGAAGUUUACUUCAAGAGUUGAAGAUUUUGAUGGACUCUUCAUCAGACCUUGACCAUCUUCUAUCUAACCAAGAGUCCAAAUUGAAAUUGGUUUCUCUUUUUCAUGGACUGAAUCAGCAUCAACGACUCUUACCUUCGAAUGUGAAGGAGUUUGUUGAGAAAGUGCAGAACUUCUUCAAUGACAACAUUAUGAGACUCACCACUUCUCAACAACUACUCAGGAAGCACAAUCAACUUCUUGAUUUGAAAACCGAGCUGAUGAACAAACUUAAGAGUGCAAAGAGCACACAGACCCACAUUAACAAUGAAUCUUCAACUGCCAAUGCUCAGAUACAUGAACUCUCUUUACAAAUUGAUGAUUUGAAGUCAGUAGUGAACAAAUGUUAUGUUCAGAAGCAGAAGUUGAAGGCUGAAUGCACUGAAUGGGCACAACAAAGCAAAGAGUUACUCUCUGCACUUGCGUCAACGGAGAUCAAUGUCAUAGAAGCUGAACGUAUGAGGAAUUUGGCAACAGAAGGCUUUGCUAAUUUAAAAUCUUCCUUUCCUACAAUUUAGGAAGAACUAGAUAUAUACCUGCACACAAAAAUAAGUUGGGGCGUCGUAAUUAUUGUUUUUCUUAAUGCCGUGUUUUUUUUUUGUACGCUUAGUGCUGCACUCUUUUUUCCUUCACCUGGUUUUAACCCAUUGGGUUUUACAGGUAAGGUUUUUAAUGAGGCAGUUAUAUCACACUGUUAUUCCCUUGUGUAAUAUUGAUUGUCUUAGUCCCCAAGUUUGUAUUCUUUUUAAUCUUAAUUUUAAUCAUAUGAUUGGAGUACUCCA